AUGGCUGCAGUGGGUGAAAACGAGAUGAUGUGGGAACCAAGUGCAGUGGACGCACCCAAGGAAGGGUCGAUGGGGGGACGAGAAUCUCCAGGGAUGCGGGAAGCGGAGGGACGUGGAAUCUGCACCGGGGCUGAAUGUGCGAAGGAUGGAGUUGUCGGAGAGGAUGGCUGCUCUGCGGAAGCUAAGGGCAAAGAAUCGAGGCUUGCCAAGUUUGAUGCGAGAUCCAAGUUAGAAGAUUGCGCAGGGGGAGCGGCGGUGACGUUGAUGAUUGGAUUGAACCUCGAGGAUAUGAUGAGAUGCUGAGAGGCUUGAGGCGGGGGUGUUGCGGCGGAUGAGGAGCGAGAUUGUUUGAGCUUGAACAUGGCCGGUGCAUAACCGGUGGGAGGAGCAAACGCGGAUGGCGAGGUGGGCUUGCCGAUAUUGGGGCAGAAGACUGAGGGAGAGCCUGCAAUCGGGACUGGCAUGCUUUGUGUAGGAGGAUUUCUAUCAUAGAAGGGCACACUCUCCAAAAGUCGAGACAGUCCAUUUGCCUGAUAUCAGGCGUCAUAGCAGGCUGUGUAGUACACUCUUUUGGACCAGCAACCCGCGUGCGACCACAUCUCGUUUAAUUUCGAAACGUAACCGUGGGUUUCGUGCCUAUUCUGGACAUCUUUGUAUGUCUUAAGUUAGAGUUAGUGAGCUAGUUAGUUGUCGGCGAAUUCAGGAACCAUGGAUACAUCGUUACUUUCGUCUG
Chondrus crispus (carragheen) is the source of this 733-nucleotide messenger RNA. RefSeq lists its product as hypothetical. NCBI's taxonomy places the organism in Eukaryota, Rhodophyta, Florideophyceae, Gigartinales, Gigartinaceae. The record is from RefSeq and is a predicted model, not a curated record. The coding region runs from base 1 to 303 and encodes 100 amino acids. The transcript has 2 exons.